This is a messenger RNA of Myotis davidii, 839 nucleotides long. RefSeq names its product zinc finger and SCAN domain-containing protein 16. Gene Ontology annotation, biological process: regulation of transcription by RNA polymerase II. The record is from RefSeq and is a predicted model, not a curated record. Bases 82 to 801 code for a protein of 239 amino acids. Lineage: Eukaryota; Metazoa; Chordata; Mammalia; Chiroptera; Vespertilionidae. Gene Ontology annotation, molecular function: DNA-binding transcription factor activity, RNA polymerase II-specific; RNA polymerase II cis-regulatory region sequence-specific DNA binding. The transcript is spliced from 4 exons.
UGCGGGUGUGGGUGCAGGGGCACCAUCCCGAGACCGGGGCGCAGGCGGUGGCUGUGCUGGAGGAUCUGGAGAGGGAGCUCGAUGAGCCGCCGGAGCCGGUGGCGAGGGAGUGGCCGGCAGAGGUCAGAGCAGCCCAGCAAAGGGCAUUGGAAAGAACACCCCGGGUUGUUUGAUGUCCUGGCCAAGUCAGAAAUACAGGAGACACUUCUGGACAAGUUGGCCCCCUUGGGACAGCUACAUGAGUCCCUGGCUGUCCAGCUCUCCCUUGAGAAGAUCCAGCAGGAGCCCCAAAGGAAUGGUGACAAAACCAGACCUGAGCAUGACGAGUUGUUCCAAAAGGGAGAUAUUGCAAAGGACAUGGAAUUCCUUAGGAAGGCAAAUAACAGACUGAACCAAGUCCUUCCUCAACAUCCCGAAUCCAAAAAUGCAACUGAAAGUGAGGGCAGGUUAGAGAGGCGGCCGAGCGAAAGAAGACCCUGUAAGUGUGAUGACUGUGGGAAGAGUUUUAGUUACAACUCAGCCCUUAGCAAGCACAGGAGAACUCACACUGGAGAAAAACCCUAUAAAUGUAACGAAUGUGGAAAAGCCUUCAAUCAACGCUCACAUCUCAUCGGACAUCACAGAGUGCAUACUGGAGUGAAACCCUAUAAAUGUGAAGAAUGUGGAAAAGAUUUUAGUGGACGCUCAGGUCUUAUUCAGCAUCAGAGAAUCCACACAGGUGAAAAACCCUAUGAAUGCUAUGAGUGUGGGAGGCCUUUUCGGUCCUUUAAAGAAGAGCCUCUCAGAAGGUCCUUCUCUUAAGAAGAUAAAGAAGGUGGUGGAAGCAAGUCUCCUCAUCU